AACACUUGUUAAAACAGUAUUGUUAAACAACUAUUAAGUUUGCAAUUAAAACUUUAAACACUUUAAAAAAAACUUUUAAACAUGCGUUCAAUGAUUGUUGCUUUCGCUGUCCUCAUUGUGGUCGCCGUCGGUGUGACCGCAAACAACGAGAAGUACCAGAAAACCGCUCUCAAAGACAUUCACAACCUUAAGUUUGAUAGCGUAAAGCCGGGUGUUAACGUAACAAACUUUGCCUUAAAAACCAACGACUGUUGGACAUGUGGGGCCCCCUGCGAGUCCAUCUACUGUUGCGAUGGCGCAAACCCCCAGUGUUGUCAAGUCGGUGGUAAUUGCGCCUGUUGUGCCGCUUAAACUCGUUCGCCUUGGUCAAUUUAGUCAAUUAUAUUAAAUAGUCAAUUAAAAUAUACUCUAGUUAGUUAUUAAUUGCAAUUUCCUAAUGGUCUCUGUUAUUAAAAAUAUUUAAAGCACUUAUUGUACAGUAUAUUUGAAAUAUACUAUAAACUUUUAAUUGUGUUAUUUAGUUGUCAAUAAAAUAAUUUAAUUUUUGUUGCAAA
Molecule: messenger RNA, 554 nt
Organism: Medioppia subpectinata
Lineage: Eukaryota; Metazoa; Arthropoda; Arachnida; Sarcoptiformes; Oppiidae
Source: the annotation of a GenBank genome assembly